CUUGCCAUCCUUACCCCAGUCACGUCAUCCCAUUCGCCUGAUUCUUCCUACACUCGCCAAAGACGGAUUCACCUAGCCAUCUGCUGCAAAUCCCCUUGACAACAUGAGUGCCCCGACGACCAGCGACGCGGCAAAGUCUGAGCAAAAGCUGCCUUCGCGCGAGGAGCAGCUAGCCACAAUGACCGCACGGGUGGAGGAGUUUCAAAAGCAAAACCCCUCGGCCGAUUUCAAGCUCGAACAGAAGUGGUGGGUGCCGAGCCUGGAUUUCGGCAUCUUGUUGCAGGAUGCUCUUCCACAAGAAAUCAACGCCGAAUUCGGCGCCAUCUUUGCAAAGCUCUUCCAGGAUAAGUUUGCCCCCGAGGCCGUGGCCAAGGCACGUAAACAGUCGAGGGAACUGCUCCAGGCAAAGUAUCCCCAUGUGCUAGAGAGGGUGGAGGAAAUGGUGUUUAAGAAUGAGGCGCAGCUUGCCGAGUUGCACCACCAUCUACAGGGGGUUGACUCGAUCGGAUGUGCGGGCGGAAACUGCUGAGACCAUGAGAUGGAUGCAUUGCUUAGACCUCGACACUUCUCUCUUUCAUGUCCUCCUUUUGAUCUGGACCAUCCAACAAGUAUAUAUUGGGGUUGCCUAUCUCACCUAGACAGUCAUGUAAUGAUACCGUGUCGCCUUCG
Molecule: messenger RNA, 669 nt
Organism: Neurospora tetrasperma FGSC 2508
Lineage: Eukaryota; Fungi; Ascomycota; Sordariomycetes; Sordariales; Sordariaceae
Exons: 2
Coding region: 104-529 (141 amino acids)
Source: RefSeq, a predicted model, not a curated record